AUGAACCAGUCCACCUUUGAAGUCACUUUGAUAUUCACAAGAUAUGGAUCAGCUCAGCCUCUAAAUGUUUUAUUUUUUACUUUUACCCUCAUGGUCUACAUCUUGUCAGUUUUUUCUAAUGCUUUUCUGAUGCUGGUCAUCUAUUUUGAUUCCAGCCUACACAAACCCAUGUAUAUUUUUCUGUUUAACUUGGCAGUAAAUGGACUGAUCGGAAGCUCUGCUGUCUGGCCAAAGAUUAUGGAAAACCUUCUCACAGACAGUCAAAUUGGGUCUUUUGCAGCUUGUCUAGUUCAGGUGUUUUUUGUUAAUUUCUAUGCAACUUCUGCAUAUACCACCUUAACAGCGAUGGCCUACGACCGGUAUGUCUCCAUUUGCAAGCCUUUGCAGUACCACACCAUCAUGACUCCCGGAAAAGUGAAAGCACUUUUGACUGUGGCCAACAUUGUCCCUUUCUUUUCUAUAUCUGUUCAAGUGUAUCUGACUUCUAGACUGCAACUGUGCAGGUUCACCAUUCACAAGCUGUUCUGUGACAACCUGGCACUUGUCAACCUCUCCUGUGUGAAAAGUGCUCUGGUUAAUCUGUAUGGCGUAUUUGUUACUAUAAGCUUAGUAGUUCUCCCUUGUAUUAUUGUGCUACUCUCAUAUGCAAAGAUCCUCACCGUCAGUCUGAAAGCCUCAAAAGAUGCACAAAAGAAAGCACUCAGCACAUGUUCUCCUCAUUUAAUCACCUUCAUUAAUUUUUCCCUGGCUAUUUUCUUCUCUGUGAUUUAUAACCGAAUAAAUGUUUACCUCCAAGGAGAUAUUAAUAUACUUAUGUCUGUACAUUUCAUCCUGACCCCUCCUCUCCUGAAUCCAAUCAUAUAUGGGAUCAGAACUAAGGAAAUCAGGAAAUGUGUUUUGAAAUUGUUGUGGAAAAGGAGAGACUUUUUACACUUGGGUUUCAGAUUCAAAAUGCAGCCAGCUAUUAUCCAUAGAGAUGUUUGA
Messenger RNA from Conger conger (European conger), 984 nucleotides. RefSeq names its product olfactory receptor 52K1-like. The coding region runs from base 1 to 984 and encodes 327 amino acids. Lineage: Eukaryota; Metazoa; Chordata; Actinopteri; Anguilliformes; Congridae. Gene Ontology annotation, biological process: G protein-coupled receptor signaling pathway. The transcript has a single exon. Gene Ontology annotation, cellular component: membrane. The record is from RefSeq and is a predicted model, not a curated record. Gene Ontology annotation, molecular function: G protein-coupled receptor activity; olfactory receptor activity.